Molecule: messenger RNA, 5142 nt
Organism: Fusarium odoratissimum NRRL 54006
Lineage: Eukaryota; Fungi; Ascomycota; Sordariomycetes; Hypocreales; Nectriaceae
Exons: 2
Coding region: 494-1843 (449 amino acids)
Molecular function (GO): 4-hydroxy-tetrahydrodipicolinate synthase activity
Source: RefSeq, a predicted model, not a curated record
GAUUCAUACAACACAGCAUAAAUAGAGAGAAGAAACACAGAAUAACCCCCCCACGUCAAAUGCACGUGAGGAAAAUGGUCUGCAGUGGCCCGCUGCGCUCUCUUCCCAAGACCACAAUCAGAUCACGACGAUCACCUGCCCUCCCCCCUCACGAAUAUUCCAUCAAUUAAAACGCCCAAUUCACAAGAUCUCUUCUAGCGUUGUCUCUUCUCUCAGCUUGUUGCUCCCCCACGCUCUCUUCAGCAUUCCUCUCUGAGGUUACACGGCAAUUGGCGGGUGCUAUUGGACAAGCUGGACGUGGGGGCUAGAGUAGUCAGGCGACUUGUGAACGGACGGUACCUGCUUCUGCGAGGAUGAUCGCUGUUUGUUUCUGGUCUCUGUGAUGGAUGGCAGCCUUCACAAUAUGCUCGACAUCUUUGCUUCCAUUUCGUAAAGGUGGCGUUUGUGUAACUCUCCGUUAGAAAACUGCACUGGAGACCCCCACGAUCACUUCAUGUCUCUUGACUCGCGUGAGGUCACCGGUUCGGCCCGGAGUCUCUCGGCCGGAGCUCAGCGGAUGUCUUGUCGUGUCUCUCCCCCGCCUUUUCACCACGCACCCAAGGAUCCGGACCUAACCCCCACGCUUUUCGAACCAUGCCUCUCUCGAACUCAAGAGCCUGAGCCUGAGAAUGGGCUACCUCAUGACAAGGACGCCACUCUUAUACCUAGUCCUUGGUUGGACAUAAAAGAGCAGCUGACGCCAGCCUCUUUUGAACAAUGCCUCUUCAGCAUACUAUCCUUUCUUCGUUUUCCUCUGCUUUGCUUGUAUAAAAAGAAACUGCUUGCUGCGUGUAAUCUGCUUGCACUUAUAUACUUUGCACUUAUAUCAUACCAUAUGCCUUCGACAUUGCUUGAAUCUCCCACCAUGGGCUCUCCCAAGGCUUCUCAGCUGCGCCUCGGCGAUGGCGUAUACGUUCCUACCCUUGCGUUCUUCACUCCCGAGGACGAAGUCGAUACUUCAGCUACUGAGAAACACAUCAUCAAGCUUCUCGAGUCAGGAGUAGCUGGUAUUGUUGUCCACGGCUCCAACGGAGAAUGUGCCCACCUCUCUCCUUCAGAACGAACCACCAUCAUCCGCGUUGCUAGAGAUACCAUCUUCCACGAGGGAAGCGGUACGCAUGUUCCUCUCAUCGCAGGCUGUGGUGCCCAGAGCACAAGGGAGACAACUGAACUGUGUGAAGACGCUGGCAAGGCUGGUGCUACACAUGCUCUUGUUCUACCUCCAAGCUACUACGGUGGACUUCUUCCCGAUGAUCUAGUCAUUCAGCAUUACUACACCGUUGCAGACAAGAGCCCAAUUCCUCUUCUGGUGUACAACUUCCCCGGCGCCGCAGCUGGUCGAGACCUCUCAUCCGACACGAUCCUCAGCAUCGCCAAGCAUCCCAACGUCGUAGGCGUCAAGCUCACAUGCGGCAACACUGGAAAGCUCGCCCGCAUCGCAGCUGAUUGUCCAGAAGGAUUCUGGGUCGGAGGCGGCAGCGCAGACUUCAUCCUUCAAGGCCACGCCGUCGGAGCCAACGGCACCAUCUCAGGCCUUGCCAACCUCUGCCCCAAAGCAUGCGUUCGCAUCACAGAGCUCGCAGAAGAAGGAAACUGGAAAGAAGCCCGUCAGCUGCAAGCCAAAGUGGCCAAGGCUGACUGGACGGCGAUCAAGACUGGAUUCGUUGGCGUAAAGGCAGCACUGGGACACUUUUCCGGGUACGGAGGCGAACCUAGACGACCUUGCGUGGCGCCAUCUCAGAAGGAUCUUGAUACUAUUGCACAGGGGUUCCAAGAGGUAAUGGAUCUUGAAGUUACCCUUUGAAAAAAAGCAUGUUUUUGGGUCUGGGGGACAAAAGCAGGUUGCAUUGAGCGGUGACGACGUUGAUGAUGACGAUACCUGUUAUUUCGAAGCAAAGCACGGAGAUGGUGUUGUGGCGUUAGGCAUACACUACACAGCCAUCAAUCAUACCAGGCUGUUUUGUAGCAAUAAUUUCGAUGUACAUAAAAAUACCAAUUUAAUGCUUGGAGGAUAUACAUCAUAUGCCUGAUUACCCCAUGGAAACUACCAUUCCCCGCAAAGUGGCCAUAUUUUUAAUAAUCCCACGCGUGUGCAGCAGAAGCCGGUGAGGAAAAAGAUGUGUCUCGUGGUCGAUUGUGCGUAGCCAAUGGGGGGUGAAAGUUGGUGAGGAGCACGCUGGACAUUGCCGCUUUGGGGUGAUGAUGCUUACACGAGGUGUCGGAUGUUCAAUGGGGAUAUGCUGGGUGUACGAGCUGGAAGAGAGACGCUUGGAUGGGGAUUGUCAAUCGUGGGGAACCCCGCAGUUGGAUCUGGAUGUGGAGUUGACGCUGUGAAAGAGCAAGUAAGAGAAGCUGAGUUUGUAAUGGUGUUGAUGUCCUCGGAGGGAGCCCGAGUCUGUGCUGUACCUGUACUUCACUACAUGCCUACAUGCAAGUCAAACCAGGUACUUGUACAAGCUUAGAACUACUGAUAUACAUGCAGCACAACUGAACAGGCAGUGAGAACAUGCUCACGCCAAGAAUCACAAGCAAUUCAUUCAUGAGGGGGAACAACACGAACAGGUCAUAAGAUGAACCUAGAAAAUACAUAUGUAGCACAGCCAACACAGGCAAAGAGGAGAAUGUGGAGAUGGCUAACAAAGUGCCCGAUGCGUUCGUGUGGAGAAGCGUGGGGGGUUAAAAGCACUCGGGUGCAGUUCCCGGGCUGAAGCUAAGUUGAGACGGUGAAGAAAGCGUAUGUUGUCGGUAGGUUUCGGGCCAUUGAUGCGCGAGAUCAUGCCAUUGAGUUUAUAUAUGUAAUCGAUGCUUCUAUGGAUUGAGGGUCUAGAAAUCGGCUGCGUCAAAGUUGCGGAUCAAGUCGUAGUAAAACUUGACAAUGUCCACGUGCGACUCAAUCCUGAUCCUCUCGUCGACUGUGUGAAUGUUCUCUGAACCGCGCUGUCGACUCGGUGUCCAGCGGUAAAUGUUUGGUGAUAAGUCUAUAAUCUAUUAGCAUAUUCCCUCGCCUCGUGUAACAAUGCACUUACUCAGGUAAUGUCUCGUGUCGGUGUUACCAGUCAUGAUUUCACCAACAGGUACAACCUUUCCGCCGUCAAAGGCAAAGCUAUGCUGGAUUGUUCCGGAGAAAAUGUCCCAGAUUGGGCCGCUGGUAGGUGAUACGGGUGUCGUGACUGAGUUGCGGAACGCUGUGAGUUUAAGAUGACCAUCGUAGUCAAAUCCAGGUUUGAUGUUUUGAGACUUUGCGUCAUCCUCGUAGGCGCUCAGGGUAAGAUUGUACUUUUGAAUAACGGCGUCAAUGUUCUUUACGAACUGCUCCUGUACCUUGUCAAGACUGUCUUGGGGUGCAACACGGUAGUUGACACCAAAACUGACAACCUCUGGCAUAGCGUUGAUCUUCUGACCGCCUCGAAUAAUAUCGACCGCUUGUGUCGUCUGAAUAGUAAAUUUGGCCAUGGGAUCAAGAUGAAGAAGCUCAUCCUUCAGCUUCUCCAGAUCAUCCUUCUUUAGAAGAUCAUGAAGCUUGGUGUGAGAAUCCGGGGAAUGGCGUGCCAAGCAGACAAGAUGGUUGUAGACAGGGCUUCCCUUGAGGAUAGCAGGUUCGUAGGGCUUGGAUUCAAGAGCAGAGAUGAUCUCGGCCAUGAUACCGAUUCCUGUGUGAGGAUGGGGAAUAGAACUGUGGCCGCCCUUCACGCGAAGUUCAGCCCAGAUAUCAAUGGCGCCCUUCUCCUGCACCGAGGGAAGAACGUAGAGGGUAUCGUCGAUAAGCUGAAUUCCCGAACCGCCCUCGUCCAAGAUGAACGGAAUACCGUUGUCGCCAUAUCUUUCCGUCAGAAACUCUCCAAUCUUAGCAGCACCUCGAGGACCAGAGCACUCCUCAUCGAAUCCAAACGCCAGGAUCACAGUACGCUUUGGUUGCCAUUUCGUCUCAGUGAGCAACGUCUCAAUGGCUGACAUGAGAGCUGUAAGACUGUUCUUGUCAUCCGAUGCUCCACGUCCCCAAAGCCACUCUCCGUCAAAGUAGGCGUCGAAAGGCGGAUGCGUCCAAGUCGAUGGAUCAGGUACGGGAACGACAUCUUGAUGAGCUGCAAGAAGAUAAGGCUUGAGCGAAGCGUCGCUCCCGGUAAACGUGUAAACAAGACCGAACUUAUUGAUCUUCUCCAGCUUUGCAUAUUUAUGUCUGAAACUUGUCAGUAAGAGUCUGUGAAUUGAGUUUGGUGGCUUACAUGGCUGGGUACGUCUUCGCCAGGACAUCAUGUAAAUCAUAGAAAGGCGCCCAACGUUCGUCUUUGUCCACAUCACCUAGAUCAUCGUAACAAAUUGACGGAACGCGCACAAUCGCUUGAUGACGCUUCACUUGCUUAUUAAAAGCAUCUUUUGAGUCAAAUAGUUCACUGGCGGAAGGGAGACCAUCGUUUCCGGGUGAGAGCACAGGCGGCAAAUCGCACUUAAAGUCAUGCUCAUUCUGGCCAAUGGGCUUUUGAGUUCCGAAAGGACCGAGGGUGAAGCCUGAAGCUCCAGCUACAGUCGCCAAGAGCGCGAGAGACUUACGCACCAUUUUUAAGAUAUUUGGUGCAGAAUUGGAGAUGUCGAGGUUUGAGAGGGAGGAUUUGUAAGGUGAAGUGGGCGGGGAAUAAAGACAUAAUGGAGUCGGUAGCACGACAUCGGCGCCGAAGCCGAAGCCGGACCCGGUUGAGAUAACGGUUGCUAAAAGUAUUCCCGAUGAGGAAGUUGGGAUAAAGAACUUUUGAUGGAGGAUUUUUUGGAGGUAAAACUGUGUUGAUCGAUGGGUUCGACGUUAUUCCCGGGAGUAUCUGGGGUUUUCUUUGAUUGCCGCUGUUGUAUGCAGGCUCCUAGUUAGCAAUAGUAGUUAGCUACCUAGUGUAGUAUAGACGGCUCAGUUAGAACGAACCUACUCUAUGUAUAUCGACCAUAUCUCGGAUGGUCUUUGGCCAAUCAAUGACUGAUGCCACCUAGUUUGAAGGCCAAGUUGCGUCGUCGUUGUCGUUGUCGCCCUUGCGAUCCUCGAGUCGCUUUUCCAGCCGUGCCACAAACGCGGCGAACUGGGGGAUCUUGUUCCACUUGUUGCAAAACGCCUUCAAUGCA